GGACGCGCCCCGCCGUGGCGGCUCUGCCUGGGCCUGGUGCUUCGCCUCUGCACGCCCGUCCCGCGGUACGGGGGCGCUCCUUUCCCGGGAGGACCGUUAUUUGCAGGCCGGCGGCUGAGGCGGGAGCCCCGGCCCGCCCUCCCGUCCGGCGGGCCCGGCCCGCCCCCGCCGCUAAAGCGACGUGUCGCGAUGGGCGGCCGGGCGGCAGCGCAGCCACCUGCCCGGGCGGCGGGGCCGCCUCUGCCUGACGGGGCUCGGGGCCCGGCUGCUGCUCCACGCAGAGCUCCGAGCCGUGGCGGCAGCUGCAGCAGCGUCCACCCUCCGUCCUGUCAGCGCUUCCCCACCUUGUCCCUGGGGCUCGCCUCAGCCCGAGGCAGGCCCUGGUUCACCCACAGGCUCCUGCAGAGGGACCCUGGCCCAGCCCAGAGGAACGGCAGUGUCCCUGCUGCCCCCCAGACCCUCCUGCUGCUCCUGGCUUCCCACAGGUCUCUGCUAUGUCACCUCUCAGGCCCUAGGCACCUCCUCCACAACUGGUGGCAGUGCACAUUGAAGCUUAAUACCAGUACAUCUACCAAAACAUGAAGACUAAAACCAAAGGAAAGAAGCAAAGGCAUGCUGUUGACAAAGAAGCAUUUUCUGAGGAGUCAGCAAUGAGAAAAACAGAACAGGUGAAAUGUUUGCAACACAAAGGAAGGAGGAAGGGGGGAGACAAGGAGAGCAGCAAGAUCACUACAGCCAGAGCCAAGCAUCCUUGGAGCAAUAAAGACAGGCAUUUGAGGAGACUGGAAAGCAACGAGCGGGAGAGGCAGAGAAUGCAUAAGCUCAACAAUGCGUUCCAAGCUUUGCGGGAGGUGAUCCCUCAUGUGAGAGCUGAGAAUAAACUUUCCAAAAUAGAGACUCUUACGCUGGCCAAAAAUUACAUUAAAUCCUUGACCUCCAUUAUACUCAAUAUGUCCAAUGGACACUUUCCAGCAGCAGAAGGGAUGGGGGGAGCCUGGGUGUCCAAAUUUUACCAGCAUUACCAACAACAACAUGGGGAUGAUGAUCAUGAGGAACAUCUACAGAAAUAUUCCACAUAGAUUCACAGCUUCACCCAACACACCUACAGUUAGCUACUGCCAUAAUGUUUUUCAUUCUUGCAUAAUACAUGUCAGUACAUAGAGGUUUUAAGAAAUUGUUUGCACCUCCAGCUAUCCCCUACUUUUUCUUAAAAAGACAAACAGGUAACACUCAUGGCUAUAGCUUAUACGGCACAUAAAAAAUUACCUGAAAUUAUAAGAAUCUUUGAGCUUAAUGGUUAUAUUUGUGUGGUGCAUCAGGGUCUGGAAACCUUAUCAUGCAACACUGUGGUUGACUUCAAAGUGAAGAUUUAGUAACUUCUGAAAAUUACCCUCUCUAGAAGGGUUGUGAGUUGAGCCCACGUCAGCUGAUUUCACUAGAGCUUGUGGAGAAGCUUGGCUGUAGCGGUGUUCACCAACCUUUUGGUGACUUAUCUAUGCUGCUGUGGAGGAACUUCAGAUUGAUGACAACAUUUGACUAAUUUGAGUGAAGUGGCACUUAUGGGAAAUUUGCCACCACAUCUCCCAUUUCUCUUGAGUGUUUUGGAUCUGCUCUGAUAAUUUUAAACAUUACAAAGCAUAAAAACUUUCCAAGUACUUGUUAACAUAAACAUCUACACAGCUUUCUCAGAUUGUAAGCUCUCUAGAGUAAGGGUAUUUUUUGCUCUAUUUCCAGAGCAUCCAGCCUCAUGGACUUUUUCUUUAGUGGGUCUCUGUGCCAUUGUGAUACCAAUGUUAAAUAAGGGACAAAUUACUUACUUUUGCCAAAACUAUCAUAAAAACGCUUUAGUAUUGUCAUAAAUUAGAAUUACAAAUUAUUUGCUAAUGAAGCCUGUAAUGUGAUCAGGAUUCUUUCUGCGUUAGUGCUAGAUUCUGGUAUUAUAAAGCAUAAUAAAUGAAGCAGGAGCUCUUUAAAAAAAAGGAAAAA
Molecule: messenger RNA, 1986 nt
Organism: Phalacrocorax carbo (great cormorant)
Lineage: Eukaryota; Metazoa; Chordata; Aves; Suliformes; Phalacrocoracidae
Source: RefSeq, a predicted model, not a curated record